GGCGGCGGCUAUGGAGACAGCACUGAUUACUCUGGUGAAGGACGUCGUACCGGUGGGGGCGGCGGUGGUUACGGAGACAGUUACUCUAGCGAAGGACGUACUGGACAUGUCGGUGGCGGAGACAGUUACUCGGAAGAAGGACACGGCGGCCGUGGCGAGACCACUGCUUACUCUUCUGAUGAGCCCUACGGCGGACGGUACAGCGAGGCAUCUGAAACCUAUGGGUCUAGUGACUCUGGAGACUACAAGAAGCAGGAGAAGCACCACAAACAUCUCGAGGAACUUGGGGAGCUAGGUUCUGCUGCUGCUGGCACUUAUGCAUUGUAUGAGAAGCACGAGGCAAAGAAAGACCCAGAGCAUGCUCGCAGGCACAGGAUAGAGGAGGAGAUUGGGGCAACAGGGGCAGUUGGUUCGGGUGGGUAUGCCUUCCACGAGCAUCAUGAGGAGAAAGAGUCAGAGAGAGAAGAGGAAGAGUCUCAUGGAAAGAAGCAACACCACCUCUUCUAAAUAAUCUCAAUUAAUCAAUAUCGAUCUUUAUUGAUUACCUAUUUAAGUGGUUUAUUUGUAUGCAUCCCUUUAAUUAUUUGUGUGAUGUUUAAUUAUGAUGAAUGCUCAGUAUUUUGUUUCUGAGAAUUGAU
Molecule: messenger RNA, 638 nt
Organism: Prunus mume (Japanese apricot)
Lineage: Eukaryota; Viridiplantae; Streptophyta; Magnoliopsida; Rosales; Rosaceae
Source: RefSeq, a predicted model, not a curated record